GCGUCACAGACGUUGCAACGGACAACGGCCUGGGAAAGGGUGGGAGCGGCGCUCGAGCCUCGGCGGUUCUCCCGGAGCCACUCGGGGCGGAGGCGCAGGUUGCUGCUCGGCUGACGGCGCCCGGGACGCGGGAGCGGGGAAGGCGAGAGAGCGGAGCGGCCCCACCGCCACCUGGCCUGAAGAGACACCAGCCUCCUCGCUGGGCCUGAGCCUCCAGGGCCUGAAGAAGGCAGACAUGGCAUCGUCCUCCCAGCGCAAACGGGCCAGCCCCAAGCCCGAGCUGACCAAGGAGCAGAUCCAGGAGAUCCGGCAGGCCUUCGACCUCUUCGACACGGACGCCACCGGCACCAUCGACGUCAAGGAGCUGAAGGUGGCCAUGCGGGCGCUGGGCUUCGAGCCCAAGAAGGAGGAGAUCAAGAAGAUGAUCGGCGACAUCGACAAGGAGGGCACGGGGAAGAUGAACUUCAACGACUUCCUGACGGUGAUGACGCAGAAGAUGUGCGAGAAGGACACCAAGGAGGAGAUCCUGAAGGCCUUCAAGCUGUUCGACGACGACGAGACCGGCACCAUCUCCUUCAGCAACCUCAAGCGCGUGGCCAAGGAGCUGGGCGAGAACCUGACGGACGAGGAGCUGCAGGAGAUGAUCGACGAGGCCGACCGCGACGGGGACGGCGAGGUGAGCGAGCAGGAGUUCCUGCGCAUCAUGAAGAAGACGAGCCUCUACUGAGCGCCGCUCCCUCCUGCGGCCGUCCGGGAAACCAGGUCCGAGGGCACAGAUGUUUCCCCACCGACCUCCCUGUGUGACUUUAGUGACAGCCUCACACUUAUUUUCAACGUUUGCAAGUUUUCUUCAACAAAAAAAAGUUCCUUGUGAGACGACCAGCCUGCUGCUUCCUUUAAUUCUCUACACGGAACAGGAGCCGUGGGGCUGUGGCCGCCGUCCUGCCUGAUCGCCUCGCUCCGCCGCGCAGCCCGUGGGCCCCCAGAGACUCCGCCGGCAGCGCUGCUGUGACUCUGUCACCACCACCAGCGCAUCUCCCCGUGGUUCUGGUUUGAACUGACCCUGAGUGCAGCUUUCUCUUUUAAAAGGUCCAAUGAACUCUCUCACUUCCACUUGGAUGUGUUUUUCCUAUCUGUUUUGUGUUAAAAUAAAGCCUAAGAAAAAAGUUCCCCUUGCAAGUAGAGUAUUUA
This is a messenger RNA of Pipistrellus kuhlii (Kuhl's pipistrelle), 1191 nucleotides long. RefSeq names its product centrin-2. Lineage: Eukaryota; Metazoa; Chordata; Mammalia; Chiroptera; Vespertilionidae. Bases 236 to 727 code for a protein of 163 amino acids. Gene Ontology annotation, molecular function: calcium ion binding. Gene Ontology annotation, cellular component: centriole; centrosome. Gene Ontology annotation, biological process: centriole replication; mitotic cell cycle; nucleotide-excision repair. The record is from RefSeq and is a predicted model, not a curated record. The transcript is spliced from 3 exons.